AUGAUCAUGGCAGAUUUUAUUCUAGAAAAUAAUAAACUUUUUCAGCCACAGUCAGAUUCUGUGUUUCAGGAAUUUUCCAGAAAAAAAACAAACUCUCAGAUCAAAAAACCUGGACAGACACUGACGCCUGAGUCUGGAACAUUCUCUAAACUGGAAACAGGUGAAUUCAUCCACCUCCACGCCCUCCUCGGACAAACUCAGACUCUAGUGGACUUUGUCAAAGACGAACUGACUUGGUCAGACUGUAUUUUUCCUUUUUGCAGUGUUCAUGUGCCUUUGAAAACUUUUGUGCAAAAGCCGAUAAGCUCGUUGUUCCCCUGCAGAUCCACACAACAGAGGACUGGUUGUUUCUGUGCCUUAUUCUCGUACACACUGUGUGCACGACACACACACUCUACUCACAUAUCAGUGCAGCUAAGGUAG
This is a messenger RNA of Xyrichtys novacula (pearly razorfish), 423 nucleotides long. NCBI's taxonomy places the organism in Eukaryota, Metazoa, Chordata, Actinopteri, Labriformes, Labridae. The record is from the annotation of a GenBank genome assembly.